AUGCCAUUGAGUGGCGUCGGCGUCCACGAGACGGCGAUAUUAAAUGCAAACGACGGCAGGAAUGAUGUCGACCAAAACGACGACCGAAACAACGAGUUCGCCUCGAUUAUAAUCCAAGCGACCUCGACGGUACUUGGCGUGAGUGUGGAUGAGAUCCAUUACACCGCAGAUACCAUUACCUUCAUCAAGCUUGGAGGCAACUCACUAUCCGCAAUCCUCAUUUCUGCAGAAUGCCAAAGAAAAGGAAUUUUGAUACCGGCGGGCGUAUUCUUGCGGAUAUCAACCGUGAAAGAGGUCAUAACAACAGCUACGAGCUUGGCUCAGCGUAUAUCAAGACCUAUACCUACAAUUAUGGUAACGGGGGAUACCAGCGACGAUGUCAACGAUGAUAUUAGCGGCGAUGGGGCAUCAUCUAUAUAUACCGCGAUCACGGCACCGGACCCGGAGACGGAGACAGAAGACUUGUCUCUAUUUAGUUGUGGAAAGGAGGCUAUCACAGCAGAAAGCCUCCUGAGUAAAAUCGACACUACCGAAUGGACGGAACCGCAGCUGCUUCUUCUUCGGGAAACCUCUCAAAAUCACAAGUUAAACAUAUUGACAAUAUACGAAUCCUAUACAGGCGAAUGGAAUGCUCAAGACGUCUGCGACGCCUGGUCGAAUACGAUCCUAGCGGAGCCGAUAUUCAAGGACCUCCUUCGCGACUUAGAUGUUUUACCGCAGCAACUUUUACUCCGAGAGAUAAUUCAGGUUGAGAGCGAGGACGAUUUCCAGAGAGAGAUUCGUCAUGCUGUUCACGCUACCGGCCCUAUAUCCAAACUCACAGUCGUACAAUCCCCUUCGCCUUCGGCAUCGGCAUCGGGGGAAACGGCGAAUUCUACUGCUGUCAUCUGGCGCAUACACCAUGCGUUUAUGGAUGGCUACUCUGCUCGAAUUCUGCGCGAUAAAAUUACUCGCACCUUGAAAGGAGGGGAGUUCGGCGUCCCUGCAGGCCCAUCAUUUAGGGAGAUGGUACAUUCGCUGCGAGUCUUACGAGAAGAGAGAAGUGAAUCCACAAGGCGCUUCUGGGAUAAAAAACGCGAGCAGUUUCCCGCCGCAGCUGGCGAGUUACGCUUGAGUCCGCAAAGCAUAGCCAAGACCGCAGAGGUCCCCCCUCAGAAAUCUGUUACAGUUCAAUUUCCCAGCGAACAGCUAGCAGAAGCCGUAACGCGGACGGGAUAUACCACGACGGUGUUCUUCGCCGCAGCGUGGGCUCUGACACUUGGCAAAUUCGUGGAUGCGGACCAGAUCUGCUUCGGAGUGGUCUUCUCAGGGCGCGACUUGCCGGUUCCAGGAGCUUUUGACGUCGUUGGUCCUCUGAUUAAUAUCCUGCCCCUGUUUGUACAGGUACCAGCCAAAGGCGACGAGACCUCUGUCGAAACCUUCCUACGGCAAAUACAUGGUGACAUUCUUGACUUGAACAAUAUCCAACAUUCGGACACUAAGGAGGGAUUCGACAGGAAGUUCCACUCCAUCAUGGCUACGCAGUUCGAAUGCCACGAAGAGGAGGUCCCAAGCACAAUGCCGGUAGAUCGAAACCGACCCGAUAUGCGGACCGGAAUUCCUCUGAACAUCGUUAUUGAAGAAGACUGUCGAUUGCAAAUGCUGUACUCUACUGCUCACUUUGCAGACGAGGACAUGAACAAUCUACAAGCUGUGUUCAAAAACAGCAUGAACUGUCUUCUGCAAGGAAACGAUGAUACAAGUCGAUUAGUAUCGAGCGUGAAUAGUGCUCUAUUACCACAGGAUAUGGAGAAGAUGAUCAGAGACUGGAGUAACUGCGCCUCCUUGGAGACAUUGGAUUCAUCCAAGGGGGACGAUCUAGUAACGCUCUUCGAAAACGUCGUAGAGAGACAACGGAACGACCCGGCGGUUAUUCACGGUGAACUCGAGGUAUCUUACGACGACUUAGACCAAGCGGCUGCCAUCGUAGCGCGGAAAUUAAGCUGGAUUGAACCCAAUGAGGCCGUCUGCGUCUACGCCGACCGAUCGGUAAACUGGCUCGUCGCCAUCUUCGGCGUGCUAAAGGCAGGCGGAGUGUACGCCCCGUUGGAUCCCUCAGCGCCAGUGUCCAUGCAGCAGGCGAAUUUCAUUCGGAGCGGGGCGCGUGCCGUGCUUGUUCCUUCACGAGCUACAUCUCAGCGCGUCGUUUCAUCGCGACAGGAAGAUGAUGAUGAUGCAGCUCCGUUCCAAUGUCUACUAUUGGGCGUUGACGACCUGCUCGCAGCAGACAGCGCCCAGGCGCGCAAUGGGUUCUCGGCGUAUUAUUAUUAUCCAAGGAGGCGUAUUGCCCGCCCGGAUGAUCUCGCCUAUAUCUGCUUCACGUCCGGAUCGACCGGCCAGCCCAAAGCCGUACAAUGUACUCAUAAGGGCCUGGUGGCUUUUCAAAAGGACCGAGUUGUUCGUCUAGGUGCUUCGAAAGGUGUUGUGGUUGCUCAGAUAAUGUCUCCCGUUUUUGACGGCAGCAUACAUGAAAUAUUUUCUGCGUUGACACAUGGCGCCACAUUGCGAUUGGCGUCGCCUGAUCAUCAGGGAGACCCUUUUUCGCACCUACGGGAUAGCGAUGCCGCCAUCUUGACUCCCUCUAUCGCCAAGGCACUUGAUCCAAACCAGUAUCCUCGGCUGAGAAAUGUCUACCUCGUCGGUGAAGCCGUUCCCCAGUCUCUUUGUGAGACGUGGACUAAGAACCGCUCGCUGUACAACAUGUACGGACCGACCGAAGCGACUUGUGGCGCAACAAUCAAACAACUGUUCCCGAACGAAGCCGUCUCCCUUGGUCGGCCGAACCCGUCGAGCAGAGUGUACAUCCUCGAUCGUAGUCUCAGUCUACUCCCGCCCGGUGCAGUCGGCGAGUUGUAUAUUGCGGGGAUACAAGUAUCGCGUGGAUAUAUCAAGCUUCCGGAGGAGAAUGCGAGUCGCUUCCUAGAGGACUCGAUCAUGCCCGAGACCGGUCAGAAGAUGUAUAGAACUGGCGAUUAUGCUUAUUGGAAUAGCGCUACUGGGGAGAUCUGCAUCCUCGGACGGAAAGACCGGCAGAUAAAGCUGAAUGGAUUCAGGCUAGAUCUCAAUGACCUGGAAGCGCGAGUCGUAAAGGCCAUUCCUGGAUGUGGCAGUGCUGCUAUAUUCCGUCGUGACAAUCAUCUCAUAGCAGCGUACCAAACUACUUCACCUAAUACAUUCAGCGCAUUAGAUGUAAUGGCGCUUGUCAGUAAUGCAUUACCCCCUUAUGCUAUGCCCCGGAGGAUCGUCGCAUUUGACGAGUUCCCUCUUACCGCGGCGGGCAAGCUCGAUUACAAGACGAUUGAGAAAUCCAUCAGCGCGAGUCUUGCAGAUACUAAGAUGGAACCCCAGCCGCAGAAGAGUACUAUGAGCGCGACUGAGAUUAUGGUCGCGGGUACCAUUCGCGACUUGAUGAAGCUCGACCCGAGCGUACCUGUAGGUCAAGGCUCGAAUCUCACGGAGCUUGGCUGCCAUUCUAUCCUGCAGCUACAAUUAGCGAGUCGAAUAUCAUCACUCAUUCAGCGGCACUUUCCGGUACGAAAAGUCAUCGAGAAUCUUGUAGUAUCACGCCUGGCAUCUGCUAUUGAUGAUACACGAAGGGAAGAGAGUGUGGUCGAUGUUGUCAUUUCAGGACAAGGGCAAUCAUCGAGUCUCGCUUCUGACAGUAUAAAAGAAAAGGCUCUUGGAGAAAACGGGGUAUCGCCUAUCGAACGAGAUUGGUUUUUGAAAUACCAGCGAAAUCUUGGGACAUCUUCGUUCAACGUAUCCCAUGUCUCAGAGUUGGACGCGUCCUUUGACCGACAUCAGGCAUUGGUGUCAGCUUGGAAUGUGGUCCUUGCGAGGCAUGAGAUUUUACGCUGCAGAUUUCGUCAAUCAGCAGACGGUAGUGUGGAAAGGUCAUAUGCGGCCGAGCCUCCCAAAGCUAUAUACGUCCAAGAUUUCGAUAUUCGAGCUGCGAUCAACAAGGAAUUCUUACUUGAGACGGAAGACCCCAUCCGAGUACUGGUCUCGAAACGCCACAUGCUGGUUUGCGUAAGCCAUAUCAUAUGCGACUAUACAACUCUCGACCGCCUAUUUGAGGAACUUACGGAGGUAUAUUUCAACGUUGAUAAUAAUGAAUCAGCCCUAGUCUCUCCGAAACGAUACCAGGACACGACCUGUUGGAAUCUCAACGUCGAUAAAGCCACAGCAGAUUUCUGGAAGUCGUACCUAUCCGGCAUCGAUUUUGCAGAAAUGCCACCAUACAUGAGAAAGCCUCGUACCUCGUACCACGGUGAAUCGCUAUUAUUCCGACUCUCAGAAGACACAAUGCCAAGCCUUCAGACAGUCUCGCGAUCGCUACGUCUUACACUACAUCAAAUCGCGCUAGCAGUCGUAUCUAUAAUACUUCAGACCGAUAACCCGACAAAGCAAGACUUGCUUCUCGGCAGCCCUUACCUCGGGCGACAGGAAGAAGAUAUGCGUACCAUUGGACUAUUCCUACAACCGCUCCCGAUUCGUAUCCGGAGACAGUCGGACCAUCAAGACGGGGGUAAUUUCAAGGAAGCCUCUUUGGCCACUUUCCUUGGGGCCGUGCAAGAAUCCUCGCGUUCUGCCCUCGGCCAUGCCAUCGAUUGGAGUUCUCUGAUGGAUAUUCUCGCAUCUUCAGAAGAUGAGAAAUUGCGAGCAGCUGCGGCUACAGAAAUCCCCAAUAAUCCGCUGUUCGACGCCAUGGUCACUUUCCACGAGCUCGACACUACCGGAAAAUCGUCGUCGUCGUCCACUAUUCCCGGGAUCCAGCCGUUGGUGAAUUGGGCCGAGGGCGCCAAGUUUGGCAUCAUGUUUGAAUUCUCAGCCGUCAGCUCGUCGUCGGUGACGCUCCGCGUCGAGUACGACACAUCGCUGUUUUCGUCAGACGAGGUGCGGCUCUUUGUUGCGCGGAUCGAUGCUGGGUUUAAAUAUUUCCGUGAGAGCCCGGAAUCUUUUAAACUUGGACAGUUGGAAGGCAAACUUUUGGAUGUUGGAGUUGGGGGUCUGUCUGGCGGGAUCGAGGAUGUGGAAUUUGGUACCCCUAUUGCGGCUUUGACAUAGGGGUAGUCUACGGGGGUUCAUUAGGCUUAAUUGCUACGGCGUUUGGGGUUACGAUUAGGCCCGUUUUACAGUAGGGACGUGAUACCAUUAUUCAUAUUUUUAGAGUAGAG
This is a messenger RNA of Daldinia vernicosa, 5216 nucleotides long. Its product is annotated as acetyl-CoA synthetase-like protein. Lineage: Eukaryota; Fungi; Ascomycota; Sordariomycetes; Xylariales; Hypoxylaceae. Gene Ontology annotation, biological process: amino acid activation for nonribosomal peptide biosynthetic process; secondary metabolite biosynthetic process. Gene Ontology annotation, molecular function: phosphopantetheine binding; catalytic activity. The transcript is spliced from 2 exons. Gene Ontology annotation, cellular component: cytoplasm. The coding region runs from base 1 to 5106 and encodes 1701 amino acids. The record is from RefSeq and is a predicted model, not a curated record.